AUGCGACUUUCCGCCUCGUCCCAACUCCUCGCACUGCUUUGCGCCUCAUCGUCAUCAUCAUGGCUCGCCUUUGCAUAUGAGAAUUACACCACUUCCGAUAUCAUCUCUCCACGCUUCGGGCUACGAAGCGACAAACCGGAAGAUUGUUGCCCAUGCUUCAACUGCCAACUCGAGAAGUACCCGUGCCACCAAUUUGCCGAAUGCAACAAAUACAAUGGCAAAUGUUCGUGCCCUUCUGGGUUUGGGGGAGAUGAUUGUACUGAGCCCUUGUGUGGAGCUCUAUCCGACGGCAAGGAUCGAUUACCCCGUAAAGGGAAAUACUGCAAAUGCAAGGAUGGAUGGGGAGGAAUCAAUUGCAAUGUCUGCGAAACGGAUAAUGCGUGCAAUGCUAUGAUGCCCGAGGGUGAGGGUGGUGUGUGUUAUAAAGAGCCUCUGGUUGUCAAAGAAAACUAUCAGAUAUGCGAUGUCACCAACCGAAAAAUCGUUGACAUGCUGAAGGACCAGAAGCCGGAGGUUACGUUUUCAUGUUCAGCCCAGGACAAGACGUGUAACUUUCAAUUUUGGAUUGAUCAGAAGGAAUCAUUCUAUUGCUCCUUGGACACUUGUAACUGGGACAUGGAAGUUGGGUUCAACAAAAACACAACAAAGUAUGCAUGUGAGCAUAUCAAAUGCAAGUGUGUUCCUGAGCGGAUGCUCUGCCAAAGCGACGGCCUUGAUAUAUCGGACCUACUCAGAGACGAGAUCAAAGGGCCCGCUUCAUUUUCAACAGUUUCAACUCGAGGAGGGAGCGAUAAAGAUGGUAGUCAGUUCCAUGAACCUGCUCUGGAUAAUCUUAUAAGGAAGGUUUUUGGAGAUGAAAGCAUUCUCCUCAGCUGUCGUGCUGGGGAAUGUCUUUAUAAAACUGAAGUGCCUGGUUACGAAGUCCCUGUCAAAAUCAUCAACACCCCAUUAAUCGCUGGUGUUAUUGCAGGCUGCGGCCUGUUCAUCGUUGCUGUUAUUCUGUUCAUAUGGUACCUCUCCAGGAGGAGCACCUACCACAAGUAUGCAGCUAUACAGCUUUCGGACGACUCGGACGACGAAAAUGGAAAGCUGAUGACUGAUCACAAACCCGCGGCGUUACAAUUUGACAACGUUUCGUAUUACCUCAAUGGCAAGGAAAUCCUCUCGAAUAUCAGAGGAAUUUGUCGACCGGGUCAAGUCACUGCUAUUAUGGGUGCUUCUGGUGCCGGGAAGACGACUUUCUUGGAUAUUCUCGCGAGAAAGAACAAACGUGGUAUCAUUCAGGGCGAUUAUUACGUUAACGGAGAGAAGGUGGAUGAUAGUGAGUAUCGAAGCGUUGUAGGGUUCGUGGACCAGGAAGAUACGAUGCUCCCGACCCUCACCGUCCACGAAACUAUUUUGACCAGCGCCCUCCUCAGGCUCCCACGUGGUAUGAGCAGGCCUGUGAAAGAGCAGAGGGUAUUUGAGGUAGAAAAGCAGCUGGGAAUUUACCAUAUCAGAGACCAAAUUAUCGGCUCCGAAGAAGGCAAAGGCCGCGGAAUAUCAGGAGGAGAAAAGAAGCGCGUUAGCAUUGCCUGCGAGCUUGUUACAAGUCCAAGCAUAUUGUUCCUUGAUGAACCCACGAGCGGCUUACUGAUUUUACUGGCGAAAGGGAAAACCGUCUAUUCAGGCUCAUUCUUAGAUUGUCAGCCUUAUUUUGACCAUAUCGGAUAUACCUGCCCUCCUGGCUUCAACAUCGCUGAUUACUUGGUGGACCUCACCAUGCAUGCUAGCACUACACGCUCUCCGGAAGAGCCUUUGCUCAACGUUGACGUACAGGCAAACUACUCGAAAACACCCUCAAGCAGCCUCAGAGCGGUAAAAUCCGUUGCUAGUGCUUCAAACGCAAGCUUUGAAAAUAGUGGUGAAAGCGCUCAAGAUUCUACAGCCCCAGCAAAGCCAAAACGUCGGCAAUCGCUUAGACAACGUCAAGAAAGACAGCUUUAUACUAGAAAAAGAACCUCAGGGAUGGAAUCACCUUCAACGUCUCGAACUGAUGAGGAUGUUGUUGGAAGUCUUAGUUCCAGCACUGAACAAUGGCUUCGUCUCUCUCGCCAACAGGGGAGUGUGCCUCCACAGGUGAUGGAUGAUCCUGAUCAUCUUCCCCCCAUUGCCUCAGGCUAUAUUACCGAUCUUGAUAUUAUGAUCACGAGCUAUGCGUCCUCCAACGUUGCUGCAUCAAUACACGAGGAAAUUGUUUCCGCGGUAGAAGGCGCUCGACAAGCAAAUGGGAACCCUAAUUUUCGAACGCAACAGGAUUUUGGCGGCUUACAUGGCCAUAUGACGGGUCACGCCCGAGUUGGUCUAAUCCGUCAAUUUAUUAUUCUUUCGCAACGUACAUGGAAAAAUUUAUAUCGUAAUCCGAUGCUCAUGCUCACCCACUAUGCUACCGCCAUCCUAUUGGCAGUACUUUCUGGCUACCUCUUUUAUGGACUCACAGAUGACAUCAAAGGUUUCCAGAAUCGACUGGGACUCUUCUUCUUCUUGCUAGCGCUGUUUGGGUUCAGCACCCUCACCAGUCUAACUGUUUUCUCCUCCGAACGCCUGCUUUUUAUGAGAGAACGUGCAAAUGGCUAUUAUUCUCCGCUCACAUAUUUCUGCGCCAAAGUCAUUUUUGACAUAAUCCCCUUGAGGUUGAUCCCGCCCAUCAUCAUGGGUGUCAUUGUCUAUCCGAUGGUCGGAUUGAUCGCUGACUGGCCAGAAUUUCUCAAAUUCAUGCUAGUCCUCGUUUUAUUCAACCUGGCAGCUGCUGGUAUCUGCUUGUUCAUCGGAAUCGUUUUUCGGGAUGGAGGAGUAGCAAACCUGAUCGGUAGUCUGGUCAUGCUGUUCAGCCUUCUAUUCGCUGGGCUUCUUCUUAAUCACGACGCGAUCCCCAAGUCAGCAUUAUGGUUGCAAAGUUUAUCCAUAUUCCAUUACGGCUUUGAAGCGUUGAUCGUGAACGAAGUGACCUAUCUCACUCUCAUCGACCACAAAUAUGGACUUGACAUUGAAGUCCCUGGAGCCUCUAUUCUUAGUGCAUUCGGCUUCGAUACUCUCGCAUAUGUCCGUGACGUGAUCGGCCUGGCUGUGUUUUCAGGGGCGUUCCUCGUACUUGCCUACGGCGCUAUGCACUUCUUGCUUGUUGAGAGGAGAUGA
Molecule: messenger RNA, 3174 nt
Organism: Uncinocarpus reesii 1704
Lineage: Eukaryota; Fungi; Ascomycota; Eurotiomycetes; Onygenales; Onygenaceae
Exons: 4
Coding region: 1-3174 (1057 amino acids)
Cellular component (GO): membrane
Molecular function (GO): ATP binding; ABC-type transporter activity; ATP hydrolysis activity
Source: RefSeq, a predicted model, not a curated record